AACUCUAAAGAAUACAUAAAAGAAAAAUUAGUAAACAACAUUUUAUUGGAGGGAAAUAAUGUAAUAGACCAAUUGCGACAAACUAAACUAAGGAAACACAUUGAAAAGCAUAAAUUGAAACUAAUUAAACCACAAUUAACAUAACCUCUGUUCUGUCAAACAUUCUCAUUUAAGCAGAUUUCAAACCUGUCGAAAAAAUGAGCGUGGAGGACGAAGUGUUUCGGAUUCAAAAGAAAAUUGGCAAAAUUUCAACUUCCAGCGAUGGAACAGGCCAGGACCAGGCGCUUGAUUUGCUCAAAGCACUGCAAACCCUCAACAUUAAUCUGGAGAUCUUGACCAAGACACGCAUCGGGAUGACGGUGAAUGAGCUGCGCAAAAGCAGCAAGGAUGACGAGGUGAUCGCCCUGGCGAAGACUUUAAUUAAGAACUGGAAGCGUUUCUUGGCCAGUCCGGCACCCCCCGCGGCCAGUGCCAACAGCAACUCCACGCCCAAAGAGGCAGUCGGAGCUGGAGGCAAUAAAGAGAGCAGCAACAGUUCAUCAAAGUCAACAUCGAGCGCCAGCAAAUCGAGUUCCAGCGGCAAAGACAAGUCCAGCAGCAGUAGUUCGACAAAAGAUAAGCGGGACGAGAAGAAGCCGUCGUCGGCGCAAACAUCAUUCCCAGCCGGGGGCAUGACCGAUGCAGUUCGUCUCAAAUGCCGUGAGAUGCUGACGAAUGCGCUGAAGAUUGGCGAGGUGCCCGAGGGCUGUGCCGAGCCCGAGGAGAUGGCCGCCGAGCUGGAGGAUGCCAUCUACUCGGAGUUCAAAAAUACCGAUAUGAAGUAUAAGAAUCGCAUCCGAUCGAGAGUCGCCAAUCUGAAAGAUCCGAAAAAUCCGGGGCUGCGUGGCAAUUUCAUGUGCGGCGCCGUCUCUGCCAAGCAGCUGGCCAAAAUGACACCGGAAGAGAUGGCCAGCGACGAGAUGAAGAAACUGCGCGAAAAGUUCGUCAAGGAGGCAAUCAACGAUGCCCAACUGGCCACUGUGCAAGGCACCAAAACGGAUUUGCUGAAGUGCGGCAAGUGCAAAAAGCGAAACUGCACCUACAACCAGCUGCAAACGCGAUCCGCCGACGAGCCGAUGACCACGUUCGUCAUGUGCAACGAGUGCGGCAAUCGUUGGAAGUUCUGCUAAGUUCCACCCAUUUAUCCGUCACCCCCUUUUUUAAUCAUCUUCCCCACUACGGCCCCAGCGCACUUCAGCUUCUUAUUCAAUUAUAAUACAAAAGUCAAAUUGUAAACAAAUUUGAAUGCAUUCACUGACCACCUAAAGAACUAAAAAACAAUUCAAUAAUAAAAAAACAAAAUAAAAAAUAAAUAAAUACAUACAUAA
Molecule: messenger RNA, 1367 nt
Organism: Drosophila mojavensis
Lineage: Eukaryota; Metazoa; Arthropoda; Insecta; Diptera; Drosophilidae
Gene: TfIIS
Product: transcription elongation factor S-II
Exons: 2
Coding region: 198-1169 (323 amino acids)
Biological process (GO): transcription elongation by RNA polymerase II; DNA-templated transcription
Cellular component (GO): nucleus
Molecular function (GO): zinc ion binding; nucleic acid binding
Source: RefSeq, a predicted model, not a curated record